Molecule: messenger RNA, 2703 nt
Organism: Pan troglodytes (chimpanzee)
Lineage: Eukaryota; Metazoa; Chordata; Mammalia; Primates; Hominidae
Gene: HDHD2
Product: haloacid dehalogenase like hydrolase domain containing 2
Exons: 9
Coding region: 922-1431 (169 amino acids)
Biological process (GO): dephosphorylation
Cellular component (GO): cytoplasm
Molecular function (GO): phosphatase activity
Source: RefSeq, a predicted model, not a curated record
GGAGCUUCCGGCGCGGCCCGGGCCCAACUUCCGGCGUCCGUCGGGCAGCAGCGGGGCUGUCUAUCCCGGUUGAGGACCCUGCGGCCAGUGCGGGUGGCUGGCUUUGCCAUUAGCGGGGGCCUUUCCUGAGGACGGCGUACGGAGUGUGGAAUUAAGAAAGUUUGGGGCCAGGUGUAGUGGCUCACACCUGUAAUCUCAGCACUUUGGAAGGCCAAGGUGGGAGGAUCACUUGAGCUUAGGAGUUGGAGACCAGCCUGAGAGACAUAGGAAGACCCCAUCUUUACAGAAAAAAUAAAUUAGCCAGGCGUGGUGGUGCACACCUGUGGAAACAGCUACUUGGGAGGCCGAUGUGAGAGGAUUGCUUGAGCGUGGGCAGUCGAGGCUGCAGUGAGCUGUGAUCAUGCAACUGCACUCCAGCCUGGGUGACAGAACAAGGCCCUGUCUCAAAAAAAGAGUUUGGAAUGGUCAAAGGAUAUAAGACAAAAACAACAAUAACAACAAAAAAUGUAUUUUAAUACACCAACACCAAACUGUUAGAAAAGACACCUCGUCUGCUACUGGAACACAUCCAUUGUAUCUUCAGCCUCCAUUUCCAAAUGUGCAGGGAAUGAAGGAUGGCAGCACGCCGUGCAUUAAAAGCUGUUUUGGUAGAUCUCAGUGGCACACUUCACAUUGAAGAUGCAGCUGUGCCAGGCGCACAGGAAGCUCUUAAAAGGCAAGCUAUCUUCCAGGUUCAGCUGACAAAUAUGUUUGUUACGUGGUGCUUCUGUAAUCGUUAGGUUUGUGACCAAUACAACCAAAGAGAGCAAGCAAGACCUGUUAGAAAGGUUGAGAAAAUUGGAAUUUGAUAUCUCUGAAGAUGAAAUAUUCACAUCUCUGACUGCAGCCAGAAGUUUACUAGAGCGGAAACAAGUCAGACCCAUGCUGCUAGUUGAUGAUCGGGCACUACCUGAUUUCAAAGGAAUACAAACAAGUGAUCCUAAUGCUGUGGUCAUGGGAUUGGCACCAGAACAUUUUCAUUAUCAAAUUCUGAAUCAAGCAUUCCGGUUACUCCUGGAUGGAGCACCUCUGAUAGCAAUCCACAAAGCCAGGUAUUACAAGAGGAAAGAUGGCUUAGCCCUGGGGCCUGGACCAUUUGUGACUGCUUUAGAGUAUGCCACAGAUACCAAAGCCACAGUCGUGGGGAAACCAGAGAAGACGUUCUUUUUGGAAGCAUUGCGGGGCACUGGCUGUGAACCUGAGGAGGCCGUCAUGAUAGGAGAUGAUUGCAGGGAUGAUGUUGGUGGGGCUCAAGAUGUCGGCAUGCUGGGCAUCUUAGUAAAGACUGGGAAAUAUCGAGCAUCAGAUGAAGAAAAAAUUAAUCCACCUCCUUACUUAACUUGUGAGAGUUUCCCUCAUGCUGUGGACCACAUUCUGCAGCACCUAUUGUGAAGCAAUGUGUGCAUCUGAAGCAACUUGAAAUGCAGCUUCUUAUUGUCUGGAAUGAAUCCCUUACCAACUCAGUGCCAGCAUCGGUAGACACCAGUCAGUGCUGAUCGCUUUUUAACCCUCUUUUGUUGUGCAUUAAUUAGAAAGAAAGGUAUUGAAUUGCGGCUAGCCAGUAAGCCUUGCUAAUCUCUUUUAUUUUGUAACUGAAGAUGAGACCCAAAGAAAGAGAAAGCUGAGAUUUUGUGCCAUUCCUUUUAAAAUACUCAUCAGGUUAGGCGGGGCUGUGGGGGAAAAGCUACCACAGGGAAGAGUGUUCUCUGCUGUCUCUUCACUGGAAAACAGGGAGGGGGGAUUUCAGACUGUGAAGAAAGUUGAAUGGUGGUUUUUAAAUUAUAAAGUAAUGUAUUAAAAGGUGCAUUAGGCUGUAGUUGUAAUAUUGAGUUCAACUGUGAAAUCCAUCAGAUGUGCCAAAUGGAGAAGACAGAAAGCAACAAAGUGAAUUGUUCUUUAGCCCAAGUGAUACAGUGAAUUUGCUUUAACAGAUGUUGAAAACUAAAUUUUCUACUGUAUUCCCAGCACGGGUGACUUCUUUUUCUCUUCAUUAGCCAGAGAUGACUAAUUUAAAUUUAGAACCAGAUUUUAAUUUAAAUUAAUAUUUCCAUUAAUAACCUAUUCAUUGCAGAUACCUAUUAUACUGUGUAACAGUUGUUUUGGAAAUUUUAUGUAAAAUUAAAACUAUCAGUAUUUUACAGAUGUUUUAAUUAGACAUUGUUAUUAACAGGAACAGUGCAGAAACUAGAAUCAAGCCUUAUAAUAUCUUAUAGACCAUGCAUUUUUGAAGUUAGUGUCCACUAGGGUCCUAUUAACUGUACAUUUGCAAGAUUUCAUUAUUUUUGCCUCUGACACUAUGGGAAAAAUUUUUUAGAAGCUAUUGGGACAGAUUCAAGCUUUUAUGCACUUGGUUACUACAGCUGUAAAAUGAAAUCUCGUCUUGUAGCAUGGAUUAUUCUUCUCAUGUUAAACUCACCAAAAUGAAGGGGACUAAAUAGGUAAUGAUUUUCCUAGUGCAUCUGCAUACUGUGAGAAUCCUGGGCCUUGCAAUAGUUUUACAGGGCUCUUGGGCAUUGAAUUAUUAGGAUGUAAUUGUACAUCAUUGUAGUGUUCACCUUAUUGAAGCUCACUCUGAUGUUAAUGAGCUUCGGGUUUUGAUGCUUGUUUAGAGAUCAGCAGUCUUGGAUGGGAGGGAACAAAGCUAAAUAAAUGUUAGUUUGGUGA